UUGGCCGUAAACGGAAUCAGCGUUAUCGAUCAAGCAUCCACGGUCAGUGCCAUAAAAGCUUCCGGCUCUUCUCUUCUUCUACAGAUAUACAGGAUUCGAAACAGAUAA
Soboliphyme baturini is the source of this 108-nucleotide messenger RNA. The record is from the annotation of a GenBank genome assembly. NCBI's taxonomy places the organism in Eukaryota, Metazoa, Nematoda, Enoplea, Dioctophymatida, Soboliphymatidae.